UUUGGUUCAUCACUUUCAAAAUAAAUUGUUCAUCAUAUAUAUCGAUUGCAAUCAUCGUGUAAAUAUGAUUUUCUUUUGAUUAUAUCACCCUAAGGGAACAUUAUGACGGAUCAUUUUUUUAAGGUAUCGCAUAAGACAAGCGUUCGGAACAAUACGUACGCUAAAGCUUUAUUUUGAAGCUAAACAUAAACGUUUUCGCAUCCGUUUAUCCCGACUCUGCUAUUGAUUUCGAUGCCUUACAGCCCAAACUAGUCGAACACAGAACAUUAGAUUCGACUCAUUUGAAAAGAAAGCGCGAUGUUCAAUAAUAUGAUCAAGAUUACUGUACCUAAACGUCAAUUAUCGCUGCAAAUGGUGUCACGAAAGUAAGAGACAUACACAAGUGUCGGAAAUGUCGACAAAGAAGCUAGCUAAAGAAUUAGGACUGCUGAGGCAGCGUAGUAAAUCAUCCACCGGGCAAAAAACGACACUGCUUUCAAAUCAAACAUUUUCAUACCUGAUCGUCAUUGAUUUUGAGUCGACAUGCUGGCGAGAGAAAAACAACCACACUCAAGAAAUAAUCGAGUUCCCUGCUGUUCUUCUCAAUACAUCCACGGGGAAGAUUGAGUUGGAGUUUCACACGUAUGUCCAACCACAAGAGCGUCCCAUUCUGUCAGCCUUCUGCACUGAGCUAACAGGGAUCACACAGACGCAGGUGGAAGCAGGGGUUCCUCUACGGAUUUGUCUGUCUCAGUUUGGCCGCUGGCUGCAGAAACUACGCCUGGAGAAGGGCGUGGUCUUUUCUACCCAGCAACAGAGCUCCUCGUCUGAGUCGGACGGACAAAAGCUCUGUACUUUCCUCACAUGGUCAGAUUGGGAUCUCGGUGUUUGUUUGCACUUUGAGUGUAAACGCAAGCAGAUCCACAAACCCAACGUGCUCAACAGCUGGAUCGACCUAAGAAGCACAUAUAGGAUGUUUUACAGCAGGAAACCCAAAGGUCUUAAUGGAGCGCUACAAGAUUUGGGAAUACAGUUUUCUGGCAGAGAACAUUCCGGUCUGGAUGACGCCAGGAACACAGCUCAGCUGGCAACGAGGAUGAUGAAGGAUGGCUGUGUGAUGAAGAUCACGAGAAGCUUGGACAGGAUCCCCUUGGCUGUCAAACCCACCAUGCCAAACAUCAGCAAAUUAAGUGCUCACAAGAGCGUAAAGCAUCAGACUGUACAAAAUCAAACAACGUCCAGUGGAAAUAACAAUACUUGCCUAAAGCGUGAGAAUCGUGAUUUAGUUCAGAAUUUGCUGUCCCCAAAGACUGUUCUGGACGCUAGGGCAACACCACGAUGGGGCAUCCAGAACAACAGCAAUGGACUGAUUCUGUGCUCCACCGUCCUUGGUGACAUCAGACCUUCAACCUCAAAUUCUGAAAGUGUGGAGGACUUCUCUGUGGAAGACGAAGACCGCAUCACGUACGAUGAUGUCAUUUUGGAGGAUUCUGACGGAAUGCUCCUUUCAGUUCCUGAGGCUCCAAAUGUGAAUAAAUCAAAGGCACCACAUGUAUUCAAGCCCAAAUGUUUCUUCAUCCAAGAAAGGACAACCACUCCCAACGCCACCAUUUCACAUCCUGCAAGUGCCAUCCCAAGUGUAAGGACUCAAAGUGGCAGUGUCCUGUCCUUGUUGACGAACAACGGAAAGAUGACGCCGCCACUCUGCAAUUGUGGACGCCGGGCAAAGCGUCUGCAAGUGUCCAAUGGGGGGCCCAAUCAUGGCAAAGGGUUCUAUUGCUGUGCCGGGCACCGCUCAGGUGGCGGCUCAGGGGUUGGGGCGCACAAUAAUAAGGGAUGCCAGUUUUUCAAGUGGGAGUCCAGCCUAAAGACGAGGUGGUCUUUGUCGUCUACUCACGACAGAGCCAAGCCGUCGGCUCAGAGGUCGACAUUGAGAAAGAGCUGGUAACACAAGGGCGUAGGUUUGCAUCGGGGCGGUAGGGACAUAACACUACCAACUUUUCAGGAUCCUUAAAUUGUCCCCACCAACUUUUAAGCAACCUUAUUUGCAUUAUACAGUGGUAUGAAAAAGUAUCUGAACCUUUUGGAAUUUCUCACAUUUCUGCAUAAAAUCAUCAAAUGCGAUCGGAUCUUUGUCAAAAUCACACAGAUGAAAAUACAGUGUCUGCGUUAACUAAAACCACACAAACAUUUAUAAUUUUUCAUGUUUUAAUGAGGCUAGCAUGCAAACAAUGACAGAAGGGGAAAAAUAUGUAAGUGAACCCUCUGCCUAAUGAGACUUAAAGAGAAAUUGAAACCAAUUUUUACCAAACAUUUUAUGUCAGGUGUGUGCCCAAUCACUACUGAGGUUUAAAGCUGCCUUGCCCACUAUAAAACACACUGUGGGUAAGAAUUGUCUUGAUGAGAAGCAUUGUCUGAAGAGCUAUCUGAAGACCUGCGAUCAAGGCUUGUUGAUUUGUAUAAAGCUGGGAAAGGAUACAAAACCAUCUCUAAAAGUCUGAAUGUUCAUCAAUCGACAGUCAGAGGAGUUGUCUACAAAUGGAGAGAGUCUGGCACUGUUGCUUCUCUCCCACGGAGUGGCCUUCCACCAAAGAUGAUGUCAAGAGUUCAGCGCGGAAUACUCAGAGAGGUAAAAAAAGAAUCCAAGAGUGUCUGCUAAAGACUUACAUAAAUCGCUGGCACAGUCCAAUAUCUCUGUGCACACAUCAACUAUACAGUGAGGCAAAUAAGUAUUUAGUCAACCACUAAUUGUGCAAGUUCUCCCACUUGAAAAUAUUAGAGAGGCCUGUAAUUGUCAACAUGGGUAAACCUCAACCAUGAGAGACAGAAUGUGGGAAAAAAACAGAAAAUCACAUUGUUUGAUUUUUAAAGAAUUUAUUUGCAAAUCAUUGUGGAAAAUAAGUAUUUGACCAAUACCAAAAGUUCAUCUCAAUACUUUGUUAUGUACCCUUUGUUGGCAAUGACAGAGGCCAAACGUUUUCUGUAACUCUUCACAAGCUUUUCAUACACUGUUGCUGGUAUUAUGGCCCAUUCCUCCAUGCAGAUCUCCUCUAGAGCAGUGAUGUUUUGGGGCUGUCGUUGAGCAACACGGACUUUAUUUCAUUGUCCCAAAAACGUAUUUAUUAUGGCUGUCAAACGAUUAAAAUUUUUAAUCGAGUUAAUUACAGCUUAAAAAUUAAUCGUAAUUAAUCGCAAUUCAAACCAUCUAUAAAAUAUGCCAUAUUUUUCUAUAAAUUAUAUAUAUAUUCUGUAAAAUAAAUUGUUGAAAUGGAAAGAUAAGACACAAGAUGGAUAUAUACAUUCAACAUACGGUACAUAAGGACUGUAGUGGGCAUUUCACUCUACUGUCAUUUAAAUCUGGCUAUGCUGUCCUCACUCCGAAGCGUCUACUUUUUCCAAAGCUAGACAGCUAGUGAACGACACCUUAAUAAUCAGACUUCUUCCUUUUUCAUCUGAUUUAUUAAUAAAAUGGCCUCAAACCAUUGUCCUCUUUAGACCAUCGUAAAACUACAAAAAAAAGUACACAAGCAUUGCAUUAGUCUCAUACAAAAAAUAUAACAUUUCGCUUACUAACAUAAUAUGUACAUUCUUUACAACAACCAUACUUACGGACAAAUCUUGUCCAAGGAUCAUAUAAGCACAACAUUACAACGUAGGCGUCAGCCCGAGACAUCGUGCAGCCAUAUUGAACUGGCAAGAAAACAAUAAACCAUGUUGCAAAGCGACCACAAGAGUUCGCUGUUAGACAGCACAAAAAGCCUUGCUGUAAAACUUACCAAAAGGCAGAAUACUGUCUGAGCGGGACAUGUGGGUUAAUUGCGUCAAAUAUUUUAACGUGAUUAAUUUAAAAAAUUAAUUACCGCGCGUUAACGCGAUAAUUUUGACAGCCCUAGUAUUUAUACAUCUUUUGCAUUUUUUUCUUUUUUUAAAGAAGCAUCUAUAGCUUCCGCUCUAUCUGAGAAACAAAAAACAAAGCUCCAAACCCAUUUUAAAGCAAUAAAACUGGCCACUGGAGGGCAGUAGUGCAUUUUGUAAGACCCGCAACCCGGUGCAACAGCAAUGAAAGGCCCGGCUGCACGGUCGGAGCACUGGUGGCAUGAUGCCAGGCGGCGGACGACCGAACAAAACAAACGAGAGGAUGCUGAAAGAAGAGAGUCUAAUCUUUCUUUUGAUGGGUUCCAUGUUUAUAUAGCAAUAGAACAGAAUUUUGUGUGGGCCUUGCAAAAUCAGAAAAAAUUCAGUAAAACGGCCGGGAGCGAAGGGCCUUGCUCUGGUGAAAAUGGCUGGGAGUGAAUGAGUUUAUAAAGACAAGCAUUUUUAUACUGUAUUCCUGUUUGAAAAUAAUUCGGUGGG
Molecule: messenger RNA, 4332 nt
Organism: Corythoichthys intestinalis (scribbled pipefish)
Lineage: Eukaryota; Metazoa; Chordata; Actinopteri; Syngnathiformes; Syngnathidae
Gene: eri2
Product: ERI1 exoribonuclease family member 2
Exons: 9
Coding region: 392-1927 (511 amino acids)
Molecular function (GO): 3'-5'-RNA exonuclease activity; zinc ion binding; nucleic acid binding
Source: RefSeq, a predicted model, not a curated record